CUGGGAAUGCGCGUUCACGAGGCGAACGGUCAUCUUUAAACCCCAGAAAGAAUCUUCUUCCGUUUAGCGCCACGAUUCACAGCGAUAGAUAUAUAGUUCCCUGUAUUUAGGUCUGAAUUUUUACAUAGUUUAGUCAACGGGGAGGUGAAUAACUGGUUAUAUUGAUUAGAUGACACAUUAUGGAUACUGUAUAAGCUAAUUUGGUUGCUUGUUGGUCUUCUGACAGCAACAAAACAGACGGAAAAAAAACCCCGAACGAACCGAGUAAAGGAAGGCGUUGUUAUUAGCCUGCUAGCUAAGUUAGCUGUCGUUAGCUCCCAAGCUAAAGGUUUGCUUUAAUAACGUAUAUUUCGUUUAUUUGUUGCUCUCUUGCUCGUUUAUCCACCUCGGACUCGACUAUACGUGACUAUAGAGGGUCCUGUCUUGUGCUUUUAUACGGAGAUGAGCGCAAGAUGUCGGUUUCGGGACUGAAGGCCGAGCUGAAGUUUCUCGAGUCCAUUUUCGACACGAACCACGAACGCUUCAGGAUCAUCGACUGGAAGCCUGAUGAGCUGAGCUGCCAGUUUAACGUGACCGGAGAAAAGCUGCUUAUAAUACACUGCAAUAUCACGGAAUCCUAUCCUUCAACGCCACCAUUAUGGUUUGUGGACUCCGAUGACCCAAGUCUGACCCAAAUUUUGGAACGCCUUGAGGAUGUAAGAAAAGGCAACACGCUGCUCCUGCAGCAGUUGAAGAGGCUGAUCUGUGACCUGUGUAGGCUGUAUAAUCUACCUCAGCAUCCCGAUGUAGAGAUGCUGGAUCAACCUCUCCCCGCUGGCCCUGUCAACCAAGAGAGAAAGCAUGGUACCAUCGAUGAAGUAACUUCAGAGGAGGAAGAGGAAGAAGACAUGGGAGAGGAUAUAGAGGAGCUCGAUCACUAUGAGAUGAAAGAGGAGGAGCCAGUAGAUGGGAAAAAGUCUGAGGAUGACGGCAUAGAGAAAGAGAACCUGGCUAUCCUUGAGAAGAUCCGCAAGAACCAGAGGCAGGACCACUUGAACGUAAGUGCUCAUUCGGGAGCGGUGUCGGGCUCCGUCCAAGCUUCAGAUCGUCUAAUGAAGGAACUUCGUGAGAUUUACAGAUCUCAAAGUUAUAAAUCAGGAAUUUAUUCAGUGGAGCUCGUUAACGACAGCCUAUACGAGUGGCACGUCAAGCUAAGAACAGUUGAUCCAGACAGCCCUCUGCACAGUGACCUUCAAGUGCUGAAAGAGAAGGAGGGCAUGGAUUACAUCCUUCUCAAUUUCUCAUACAAAGACAACUUUCCCUUCGAUCCACCGUUUGUACGAGUAGUUUCCCCUGUGCUGUCUGGAGGUUACGUCCUUGGAGGAGGAGCCUUGUGCAUGGAGCUACUCACCAAGCAGGGCUGGAGCAGUGCCUAUUCCAUCGAAUCUGUCAUCAUGCAGAUUAACGCCACUUUAGUCAAAGGAAAAGCCAGAGUGCAGUUUGGAGCCAAUAAGAACCAAUACAAUCUUGCCAGAGCACAGCAGUCUUAUAAAUCACUGGUGCAGAUCCAUGAAAAGAAUGGCUGGUACACACCACCCAAAGAAGAUGGAUAAGAACAACGUCUGGUCAUUCAAACAAGGACAGAAUGUAUCGGAGUCAACAGCUGUUCUUCUUUUAGAUUGAUUUUUCUUUUUUUUCUUUUUUUUUUCCACCUCCUUGUUUUUCCUUUUUGUUUUUUUUUUUCCUUCUCAUCGUCUCGCUAGUUGGAGAUUCACCAUGUCUGGAUUAUAGACUUCUGAACUGAGUGGUUUGGAGAGUUAACGGGUAAAACAUAUUCCUCUACCAUGUUGGCUAUACUGCGUGCCACUGCUCAUUCUCUCCUGCUAGUUCUCCGCUGCUUUCUCUUUGGCUGUUUGUUUGGCAGAAUUGAAAACGGCAGAUUUCUUUGAGUGGCGCCCGUGACCACUUGCUUCAUGGAUGGACGGUCCUAUGAUCGGAGACACCCUACAUUAACACCGGCACGUUAACUACACACAAACAGGCUUUCGGAUACCACGGCUUACCCAAACCUCCUUUAUUUCUCCACCACUUCAAACGUGAACAUUAUGGAGAAAAAGAAACUAUGGAGAGACUAGUUUUGGUUGGAGGAGACUAAAGUGUUUAACACUUGUAAUGAAGAAUCCACUUUUUUUUUUUUCUUUUUUUUUUUUUAAAUAUAUAUAGAGAUGGUGGCUAAAUGCCAUCAUUACCCCCAUCUUCUUGUUCUGGGGAAUUUUCCUGGUCACAAUGAAAAUCCGACCAGGCCCAUUGGACUCGAUCACUGUAAAGUCAUCAAUUUCCGCCUGUAAGUAAAACUUAUAAAGAUGUAUCGCAGAGAACUUGUGCAUUUCAGACCGGGCCAGAUCGCUUCAAAACAUGCCUGCAUAGCGCGGCACGUCCGUCUGAAGAUUUAUCUUGCAAAUAGAAUAAGGAUAAAUUACUUAAUGAUAUCCUCAUGUUGACAAAAGGAAUAUCUUAAACAUGUUUUAUGUACACAUUAUGACUACUGCUGUUUUUUUUUUUUGUUUUUUUUUGUUUUGUUUUGUUUUUUUCUCCUCGUGAGAAUGGAAGUGAUGUGUGGCUUAUGCUGUCAUUAACUGCAAUUGUGACCAUUCCUCUUUAACCAGUGUGAUUCCUGCUGUGUUUAUUACAUCAACACCGUUAUGUAAAACGUUAUAUAUCUAUUUUUUUUCCCGUCAACUCGGGCACAUAGUAAGGUAGAAGUGUUAAGUGGUCAGGCAGAUUAUACAAAGUUCACUAACGAAAGCCACAAAAUGAUCUAAAUUGUUUUUUUUUUCUAAAGAUAUUUAUGAAGCCCCGAUCCAUUCCUGUGGGGAAAAGAAAUCUGUAACGUGACCAUUAUUGCCUUAAAAACGUCCUUUUUAACGUCACUGACCUAUUUUACAACUUCCCGUAAAGCUUCAGCUUUCUAACCUACACACAGCCGAUCGAUUCGUAACCAGAGGCUUCGUCUACGUGACGGGCGUCGGAAUCGUCAGGCGGAAUUUUUUGUCUUCUUACAUCAGUACUCUUUUUACUCAUCCAGCAAAACGUGUCGAGAGGGACGUCGUUUAAAACUCGCGUCUCUUCUUACCAGAAAUCACCAUGUGAUCCACCUGGACAUUGUUCCUCUUUCUCCAUGUAAAUGCCUUUUGGUAUUAUUAUUUUUCUGUUUCGGUUUUAUUUGGACCAUUAAAUAGCUCAUUGUUACUGUUGAUCGGUGGCUUAUCUAAUUUAAAAACCAAGACAUGUCACAAGCAGGGUGGGAGCAAAAUUAAUGAUCUCCGCAGCAAAGUGAGAAGGCAAGGGUGUAGUGUUGGUUAUUUAUACCAAAACCUUAAGUCAUUAAUGUGUAUUUAAGGAAAAAUCCACCCUGACUCUCUGAUAAUAAAUAAAUCUAACACCUUUUGAAGGUCACAUGUUAAUUCUAAUUAAAUUCUGAGGAGUUUUUUUUCUCCAUUGACAUGUUGGAUUGUUUUCUCUUCUGUAAACAAUUUGCCGCUCAUCUGCCUGCCGAUAAGAGAGUAGCGGGAUUUGGCCCACGAGACAUCUCUCUUAAGAGAGCGACACAGCAGUGCUUUAGGGGAGAACUCUGUCCUGAUGGCUCACCUUCACAUCUCAAACAGAUCGGCUUCCAGAGCUCCACCUUUUCAACGUCGUCAGUCGAGCUCAGAACGAUAACAGAUCAGUAAUCGUUCAGGCCGUUUCUCUGCCGUAACCCCGUCAUCACUUAUGUAGAGCUGCACUACGUUCCGGAGCUGUGAGUCUAAUGUUUUGCACCAGUGUUGUAACCUUCACGAUUUCUAGGCUGGAGUAUAUAUCUUAUCUUUAUAAUAUAUGAAUCUUAUUAAUGUCUUUUGAAAUUUGCUGGAAUAUGGUGAGUAAGGACAUGAGCUGUUUUUUUUUUUUUUUUUGUUUAUAACCUGACCAACAUCCUGUUUGAGAUUUGUUUCCCUCCCAUUCUUUUGUAACUCUACUAGCAAAGACAUCAGCACAGCAGACAACCAGUGGCAAGACUCAGAAA
Tachysurus vachellii is the source of this 4042-nucleotide messenger RNA. It is a transcript of the gene ube2q1, whose product is annotated as ubiquitin-conjugating enzyme E2Q family member 1. NCBI's taxonomy places the organism in Eukaryota, Metazoa, Chordata, Actinopteri, Siluriformes, Bagridae. The record is from RefSeq and is a predicted model, not a curated record. The transcript is spliced from 13 exons. Bases 453 to 1592 code for a protein of 379 amino acids.